Messenger RNA from Phytophthora sojae, 1560 nucleotides. RefSeq lists its product as hypothetical. Gene Ontology annotation, molecular function: mRNA binding. Lineage: Eukaryota; Oomycota; Peronosporomycetes; Peronosporales; Peronosporaceae. Gene Ontology annotation, cellular component: cytosol; ribonucleoprotein complex. The record is from RefSeq and is a predicted model, not a curated record. The transcript is spliced from 2 exons. Bases 1 to 1560 code for a protein of 519 amino acids.
AUGCCCGAGACCUCCGCCCCCAGCAGCAGCGUCCACGAGGACGAGGUGACGCCGUCGCCCAGCACCGUGGGCAACACGUUCAUGCGCCAGUACUACCACUUCCUGGCCAAGGAGCCGCAGAGCCUGCACCGCUUCUACAAGGCCGAGAGCCGCUGGUGCCACGGCCUGGGCUCGCACAUGGAGGAGCCCAUCGCCGGCCAGCGCGCCAUCAACGACCAGAUCCUCAAGCGCGGCUACGCGGGCGCGCGCGUGGACCUGGACGCAGGCUCCAUCGACUGCCAGAACUCGCUGGGCGGCGGCGUGUUCGUGCUCGUCACGGGCGUCAUGACGCUGCGCAGCAGCCCCGUGCCCAAGCCCUUCGUGCAGACCUUCUUCUUGGCCGUGCAGCCCAAGGGCUACUUCGUGCUCAACGACUGCCUGCGCUUCCUGGAGCUUCCCGGUGCGUCGCCCGUCGAGAAGACCAAGGAGGACCAGAAGAAGCAGCAGCAGCAGCAGAAGGACGAGCUCGUCUCGUCCUCGCCCGUGCCCGCCUCCCCCAAGAAGGCGGCGGCGUCUUCCCCCGUCAAGGCUGCGGCCACCAAGACAACGACCACAACAACGACCAAGAAGGUGGUGAAGGAGGCGGCCGCGCCCACGUCGCCCGUCAAGGCCACAGCCACCGUCGCCUCGUCUCCUGUCAAGAAGACGACCACGACGACCACCACCACGACCACCAAGCCCAAGGAGGAGGACGCCAAGGUCAAGACGCCGUCGCCCGUCAAGUCCCCGGCCAAGUCGCCCGUUAAGUCGCCCAAGAAGCAGGAGAAGGCUCCGGCCGCCGCUGCGUCGCCUGCCCCUGCUGCUGCCCCCACGGCGGCUCCGGCCGACCCGGUGAUCCCGGCCCCUGCUGAGCCCGAGAAGCCCAAGACGUGGGCCGCGUUGUUCUCGGCCUCGAAGGCUGUGGCGACCAUCACGCCCCCUGCUGCUGCCGCUCCUGCGGCGCCUGUGAAGCCGGCCACCCCCAAGCCCGCUGCUGCCCCCGCGGCGGCUCCUGCUCCUGCUGCGAUCGCUCCUGCUACUGGCGCCCCGGCCCCUGAGAAGUCGCCCAAGAGCAAGGCGGGCAACGGCAAGGAGAAGGAGCACAAGCGCCUGUACAGCCUCUUCAUCCGCGACGUGCCGACGCAGGCGCGUGAGAACGACCUGCGCGAGCUGUUCAAGGGCUACGGCUCGAUCGCUGGCGUGAGCAUCCCCGGACAGCGUGGUUUCGGCUUCGUGGACUUUCACGAGCAGGAGAGUAUGCGUGCCGCGCUGGCUGAGACCAAGGAGUUCAAGCUGUUCGAGAAGGUGCUGCAGGUGGGCGAGCGCGCCGAGCGCAAGGAGGGACAGCGCGGCGGUUUCCGCGGCAAUGACUCUCGUGGCCGUGGCCGUGGUCACGGCCCCAAGGGUGGUCGCGGCGAGCGCAAGGAGCGCAACGGUGACGAGGCCCCCAAGAGCGACCGUCGCGAGGGUGCCCGUCGCGAGAAGACCGGCAGCCGCCGCGGUGGCAAGGUGGACGGCGCGUCGGACAACCGAGCGGAGUAA